AUGUUUUCAGCUUUGAAUGUUGCAGCUUUGGCUGCCAUGCUCGGUCAUAUCAAUCUCGCUUUGGCCCAGAGCCAAGGUUGGGCUCAAUGUGGCGGUAAUGGCUGGACUGGUGCUACAACCUGUCAACAUUUACAGCAUUUGCUCAUUUUAUUAGAUUACUCUCAGUGCAUUCCUGGAAAUGUCGUUCCUUCAGCUACAGCGACAUUAGUUACCCCGACGACCUUGAAAACCGAGAUCACAAGUCCAACAAGCACCGGAAGUAGCAGUAGUAUUAACGCCAAAUUUGUUGCUCAUGGAAAGAAAUAUUUUGGUCUUGCCACAGAUCAGAAUCUUCUUUCAUCUGGAAAGAAUGCGGAUGUCAUCAAAGCAAACUUUGGACAAGUGACACCAGAGAACAGCAUGAAGUGGGACGCUAUUGAGGGAUCACAAAAUAAGUUCAACUUCGCUGGUGGCGAUUAUUUGGUAAACUUCGCUGUUGAGAACGAGAAACUUGUUCGCGGCCACACACUCUGCUGGCAUUCUCAACUCCCUAGCUGGGUUAGCUCUAUCACGUCCAAGGACACGCUCACUAGCGUCCUUCAAAAUCAUGUCACCCAAGAGGUGACUCGCUGGAAGGGAAAGAUUUACGCAUGGGAUGUCGUCAAUGAAAUCUUCAAUGAAGAUGGUUCGAUGAGAGACAGCGUAUUCUACAAGGUCCUUGGCGAAAGCUUUGUGUCCAUCGCCUUCAAAGCCGCUCGAGCAGCUGAUCCAAACGCAAAGCUCUACAUCAACGAUUACAACCUUGAUUCAGAGUCCUAUGCCAAACUCACAAAGGGAAUGGUCGCACAUGUCAAAACUUGGAUCGGUCAAGGAAUCCCCAUUGAUGGAAUCGGUUCGCAGACCCAUCUCUCAGCCGGUCAGGGAGCUGCUGCAAAAGGCGCUUUGACUGCACUUGCCGCUUCUGGUGUCAGUGAAGUUGCGGUCACAGAAUUGGAUAUCGCUGGUGCAGGUUCUACUGAUUAUGUCAAUGUCGUCAAUGCAUGCUUGAGUGUCAGCAAAUGUGUUGGUAUCACAGUCUGGGGUCUCCGUGAUACCGACUCAUGGCGUUCAAGUUCCAGCCCAUUGUUGUUUGAUGCGAACUUCUCUCCAAAGCCUGCAUACAACGCGAUCUUGGCAGCAUUGUAGAAAUAUCUCUACUGUUUCAAUGGAGGGUAUUGGUACCCCAAAACUAUUCAAUGUAUAUACUUGAGUUUGAG
This is a messenger RNA of Botrytis fragariae, 1235 nucleotides long. RefSeq names its product putative glycosyl hydrolase family 10 protein. Gene Ontology annotation, cellular component: extracellular region. Gene Ontology annotation, molecular function: cellulose binding; hydrolase activity, hydrolyzing O-glycosyl compounds. The transcript is spliced from 8 exons. The record is from RefSeq and is a predicted model, not a curated record. Lineage: Eukaryota; Fungi; Ascomycota; Leotiomycetes; Helotiales; Sclerotiniaceae. The coding region runs from base 1 to 1164 and encodes 387 amino acids. Gene Ontology annotation, biological process: carbohydrate metabolic process.